This is a messenger RNA of Gregarina niphandrodes, 2502 nucleotides long. RefSeq names its product PUB domain protein. The coding region runs from base 1 to 2502 and encodes 833 amino acids. The record is from RefSeq and is a predicted model, not a curated record. The transcript has a single exon. NCBI's taxonomy places the organism in Eukaryota, Apicomplexa, Conoidasida, Eugregarinorida, Gregarinidae.
AUGUUGUUGAGUGAGAACGAUUCAUCAUCUCAAACCUCCGAGGCCGAGCCUAGAGCCGCUCCCAAGACUGAUGGAGACGCCGUGGGCUUCGUCACUGGCCACAGCACUUCGGAGGAGCUGGUUUCGUUGCCCACCUCGACCGAGUCAGGUAGGUCCGGGACCGAACAACCGAACAUGAGUCGCCACGAACCGGAACUGAGCGAGCGACAGGAACUGAGCCAGCGACGGGAACUGACCCAGCAACAGGAACUGUGCCAGCAACAGGAACUGUGCCAGCAACAGGAACUGAGCCAACGACCGGAUAUAGCCCGCAUACCUGUGUUAACAGACCAGCAAGGAGCGUCGGAAAGAGCCUCGUCCGAGCUAGCCACGUCGGAAAGAGUGACGUCAGAAAGUGAGCAAAGGACGACGACCUAUGCAGGACAGGAGGUUUGUCUCGGACCAAAGCCCGAGUGCUUCACGAUCGAGUCAGGUCCCUCUGACCACAGUGCAGACGUGCCCGUGAUGAGUCGGGCAAAAUUUAGUCCGCUGCCGGCCGUGGAGCGUAUAGCGACUCAGGAAGGAGAUGCGGGAUGGCGACAUUCCGAUAUUUAUGAGUGUCUGGUUACGGACGAGAGUGCAGAUUUGUUAGGCAAGAGUAAAGAAGAGUUGGAGAAGGUUGUAGAGAAGAUUUACACCAGCCUGGGCGUGAACAAGUUGUCGGUUUUGCUCGCCUUACCGGACACGAUUCGCAUCCGUAAUGGCAUACCGGUGAAGUUGAACAAGUGGUUAGAUUCUCAGACGGAACGUUUGAUGGAUUUGUAUAAUAGUACGACGGAAGAUUACCGCGCUGAGUGUGAGAGUGUAAGCACAGGGGCUCUUGGUCGGAGUGUAAGCUAUUUGUGCGGCUCAGGAGCCGAAUAUUCACUGGAAUCUUUAAUUGCGAUUUGCGCUAUCACCAAAGGCUUACAAGUGUCAGAUGUACAGGAGAUCACCGACUUUGUAGUACGUGAACAUAAAAUAAACUCGGUUCUAUUACUUAAAGAUUUGGAUGAUGAGGAUAUUGAAAUCAUGAUUGAAGAACUCAAGACCAAGUGGUCUAAUAACCAACUUAAUUCAGUGGAGGAAUUUUUACGUCAUAACAUCCGCGAGCUACAGCUGACACCGUCGUUGCUAAAGCUAUCUGACUACGUUAAGAUGCUCAAUAGUCAGCUUGAUGCGAAAGUGCUGGAAGAGGAAUAUCAAUUGACACAUCUAGAACAUGUUUACCGAUUAACUACUCAGGAUCUAAAGGCGAUAAUACUCCAUGAAAAGCUACCGUUCGGCUUAUAUUUGGUUCUCAAGAAGUUCUGCCAAAAUUAUAUUAAACAUAUACCCGUUGAUGAGCCGUCUCAUCAUGGGCAUGAAGCGGACGAUUACAGGUUAGCAGAUAGUUGUAUGACGAAAGAAGUUAUGUGUAAAGAUAUUCUAUCCAAGGACUCCGGUUUCUUAUCUCAAGAUGAUGAUAAAUACUUAGAUUUAAAUUUGUCGUCCGGAGUUAUUGACGACCACAUGAAUGUGAAUGCCUUGGGAAUGUCUGCUGGAGGUGUACCAACGGGAGGCGUAUUGUCCGCUGUUUAUUAUAUUGAGCCUACAGUGGAAGAAUUUUUGAAUAAAGUGGGCAUCAAGUAUUGCCAUCCAUACGGGCAAGUGGAGACAGCCAAGAAGGUUCUGUUGGACGAAAAUUGGAUCGGCAAUCUAGACCAAUUGCGUGUGCUGAGUGAUGCUUGGUUCGAUCAGCUGAGUAUUUCCCCGGCAUUAAUUCGGAAUAUCAUAACGUCUUUGUAUGACCCAGAGAUUUUGGGAAUGGGUCUGGUAUCAUACGCACCGCUGAAAGCUCUCACGAAAGAUCGGAUUAACCGAAUCAUUACCAACCUCACGGCAAGCUUGGAAAAGGCGAGCGUCCAUCCGGCUGAAGAGCGGGGAUUUAGUUUUAGUCUUGCCCCCAUUCGACAACCACCUUCACCGAUGACAGGGGGCCCUUCAGUGAAGACAAAUGUGUUACGGGCGCUAGUACGUUUGUUUCAACACCUACUGUUGACUCCGGAAGAGCCGACCAAGCGAGUUUUACGAAAAGAUAAUCCGAUAUUUGACCAAGUUGUGAAACACGAGGGAGCUAAAGAACUCAUUCUUUGUCUCGGCUACACAGAGUAUGAAACUCUCUAUCUACUACCCGUAUUGCACGUAGAAACUAUCUCUUACGUACACGAACUCUUCGUCAAAGAAAUGACUCCCAACGUCAGAGACCUCUCGACCUCUCGACACGCCAAUCUCACGCGCCAGGGCAGUCUGCCGCCUCCGGCCACUGUCCCUCGCCCCGACCUGACUGGCGACCGACAGACAGACAUCGGCGACCGCAACCGAGCGGCCGCCACCGCCGCUCGCUCCACUGGGACCGCGCAUGAGGAUAACACGCCUAAGCAGCUCCAAGAGCCCACUGGCUCUGGCAUAGCCAGCUGGUUCUCACCGUGGAAAAAGAACUAA